AUGAAUGGUAUACAUAUAUAUCAGGAGAAAGAUGUAAUAUGUCAUGAUUAUGGUCUAGCAUUCAGGCCUGUAGCCAGGGGGGGGGAGUUCGAUGGGAGUGAGAGGGCAGAUGCCACUGGGGCUACAGGAGUGAGAUUGAAAGAAGGAGCAAAUAUUAACCGAUCCUUGGUGACAUUAGGCAAUGUUAUAUCCACAUUAGCUGACAUGUCUGUGAAGAGUGGUAGCCAGAAGAAGCAGCUGUUCAUUCCCUAUAGGGAUUCCAUCCUCACCUGGCUCCUGAAGGACAGUCUGGGGGGUAAUGCAAAGACCAUCAUGAUUGCUACCAUUUCCCCAGCAGAUGUAAACUAUGCAGAAACGCUCAGUACACUACGCUAUGCUAACAGGGCAAAAGACAUCAUUAACAAACCCACUGUCAAUGAAGAUCCCAAUGUUAAACUGAUCAGGGAACUUAGAGCUGAAAUAUCCCGACUCAAGAUGCUUUUAGGUGGAAAUAUAGAUCAGAUGACAACCCCAAAGGUACAGGAAAGAUUACAUGAGAGUGAGGCUCGUGUUAAAGUUUUGACGGAUGAGUGGGCGGGAAAGUGGUGGGAGGCCCAGACGAUUCUACAGGAGCAAAAGACGCUUGCAUUAAGAAAAUCUGGCCUGGGUGUAGUACUUGACUCUGACCUGCCUCAUCUUAUAGGUAUAGAUGAUGAUAUCCUCAGUACAGGAAUCAUGCUCUACCAUCUCAAGGAGGGUACUACUACAAUUGGAACACAAGAUGCCAAGGUAAAACAGGACAUAGUCCUCACAGGGUUAGAUGUGGAGGAUGAGCACUGUACAAUCAAACACAGCUCUGGAGUGGUAACCUUAUGUCCCCUGCCAGGAGGGGUAUGCAUCAUUAAUGGAACUAAGAUUAGUGAACCAACUAAACUAAAUCAAGGUGCUGUGAUUCUACUAGGAUCAACCAAUAUGUUCCGCUUCAAUCAUCCGGCUGAGGCAGCCAAGCUGAGAGAAGAAUAUAACAAUUCACCUUCUACCACCAACAGGAGCUUGAAUAUAUCAAGGAUGUCUCUCCUUAGUCAAUCUAUGACAGACAUAAGUCGAUCAAUGGGCUCUUUAGACAACCUUGCUUUGUUUAGUCCUGGUCCAGACUGGGAGCAGCGGCACCAAGAGGAUGUUGAGAAGCUUGAGGAAAAGAGACGCCACAUCGAGGAACUGGAAGACCAGUAUAAAACUAAGGAGGAUGAGCGUAACCUUCAGUUGGAGACUAAAGAAGAAGAGAUAAAAGAUCUAACAGAUAAAUUGGAGUCUUUGCAGUUAGAAUCUGAGCAGUUGAGAAAAUAUGCAGCUGAGAUUCAUGGAAGUAUAAAGACAGAGGAGGAAAAACAGAGGAGCAGAAGUUUUGACCUUCAGAGUCAGCUUCAUUGUCAGGAUGAGGAGCAGGUUAAUUUAGAGAGAGAGCAAGAUGAAUUGAAAACUAAAUGGGAUGAUUUCGAGCGGAGAGUUUUAGAUUUUGAAGAUGAAAUUAAAAUAGCCAAGGCUGAGUUACAAGAGAAAAUCGAUGACCUUGAAACUGAAGAAGAGAAGCAGAAGCGGGAUUUGGAAAUGAGGCUGACCCAAAUUGCUGAGCGUGAACAAGAGUUGGAACAGAAGGUGGCAGAUGGGGAAGUUGAACAGAAGAGUCGUCAACAACUUCUUCAAUGGGAGAAAUCAGAAAACAUUAGACUCAUAGCGGAGAAGGAAGUGAAACUUGAAAAACUUGAUAAAGAUCUGCAAGAUGCUUGCCAACGUGUUUCUGAAAUGGACGACCAAUCAAAACAAGAAAUGGACAGUGAACUGAAGAAGGUGCAAGAUGCCCUUAGUGACAUUACUUCUCUAGAACAUGAAGUCAAAGAAAGUUUUGCCAAAAAGGAAGUAGAAAUCAAGAACAAAAUUACAAAGGACUUGAAAGAUAAUCAGAAGAAGUUAGAAGAUAAGAAACAGGGCAUUAUUGCAAGGGAGGGUUCUCUACGUGAACAACUAAAAAAUGGUGAAUUUGAAAAUGCUACCGAGGAAGAGAAAUUACGGAAAGAACUAAUAAGGGCAGAGGUUCAAAAAGUCCAUGUAUUGGAAGAUGAAGAAAAACUGAGAUUAAAAGAAGCAGAAGUUGACAGGGUCGUUCAUAAUGAACUAAAAUCACUAGAAAAAUCACAGAAGGAAGAAUUAAGCAUAAUUCAACAAGAAAAAAACAAACUAGAAGAUCGCCUUAAAGGCAGUGUAGAAUAUAUUCAAAGUGCAAUAAAGAAAACUGGUGAAACGCUACAAGAACAUCAAAGUGCCAAUGAAGUAUGCAAACAUAAACUAGUCAAGCUGAAUCAAGACUAUUCCGAUAUGCUUGAGGAGGUUGAUAAAGAACAGCAACAUUUGAAACAAGAGAAGGAAGAUUUGAUACAUGCAGCUGAGGCAGAGAGUGACAGAAUUGAAGGUGCCAGAGCAGAAGUUCACAUGCAACAUGAAGACUUAGAAAAGCACAUGUCUGAAGAACAAUCUAACUUUGAUAGUGAGAGAAAACUACUGGAGGAGAAAGAACAGAUGUUGAAUAAUCAAGAGAAAGAGCUCAGCUCCAGGGUGCAGCAUACAGAGGAGCAGCGCAGGAAAAGUGAAGAAAUGUUACUGGAGCUACAGCAGAAAGGUGAUAUCUUAGAACAGAGGUAUGACAUCACAGGCAGGCAGAGCUCCAUCUCUGAGCAGAAGUCAUCUUUUAUGGACAAGACUGAGAUGAGGAAGAGGCUGGAUGAGCUGCACAAGAUGGAGGAGUUGUGUAAGAAAUCAGAACAAGAUCUGGAAGUAAAGCGCAAUCAGUUUGAGGAGGAAAGGAAUAAAGAACUUGACAGAAUUGAGAUUGAGAAAUACAAACUGCAGGAAAUGGAACAUCAGGAUAGAAUUAAUUCCUUGGUGGAGCAAGAGGUGAAAAAGCGCCUGUUUGAAGAAAAGGUUCAAAGAGAAAAACAACGAAGGAUAGAACGAGAGAAGGAAAAACGUGAAAGAGAUGAAGAAUUGCAGAAGAUCCGAUUGGCUCAUAAAAAGGAAUUAGAAAGGUUGAGGAAAAAAUAUGAAUUAAGUGAUAACAGUCUUCCUGCUCCUUCUAAAAGCAACCCUUAUGCCUCUGUCAUGACUGGGGAAAAGCUGCCACAGAAUCAGAAUGGAGAUGUAUGGGUGCCAAGAAAGGGUCCUCAAGCAGCCAGCUCAAUGCCCAAACGUUCCACUUCAAUGCCAAACUUGCCCAUAGAGAACCCUAUAAUAAUUGACAUUCCAUCAUUCACAAUGAGAGGCUAUGGAAUAGAUGCUCACUAUGAAUAUGAAGUCAAGGUGAAUGUAUUAGGAGACAGCUGGUCUGUCUACAGGAGGUAUAGCAGGUUUAGAGAGCUACACAACACAUUGCAGCAUGAAUAUAUAGAGGUUGGUGCACUGGCAUUUCCACCUAAACGCUGGUUUGGUAACCGUUCUGAAAAGGUUCUCUCAGAGCGUAGAGUCCAGUUAGAGAAUUACCUACGUAAUGUGAUCGAGAUAUGCCGUAAGUUGCCAAAUUGUCCGCUACAUGCCACUAAAAAUAAACACAUCAAUAAACAAGUACUCCUCGAGUUUUCCACAUUCUUCAAGAAAGGUGUAUUUGAAUCUACAAAACAUGGAACUGGAUGAAUUAACACUACCCAAUGUACCAUAUGGCUGGUAUCCCUAGGAAGGAUAUCAUAUCCAGCUGUGAUAAAUAGAACAAGGGUGCUAGUCUAUAUUUUUGCCACUAUCUGAGCCAAGUGGUCGUCAUGAUUGCACAGCAUUAACAUUAUUCGCCAAAAUCAUCUGUACUUCUACUCAAUUUGACAGCCAUUUUAAUUAGGCGGAUCUGCCAAAUUGUUAAAGUCUGCCAAGUAAAGAAGCCACCAAAUUCAAUAUUUCAAUUGUAAA
Messenger RNA from Owenia fusiformis, 3924 nucleotides. The record is from the annotation of a GenBank genome assembly. Lineage: Eukaryota; Metazoa; Annelida; Polychaeta; Sabellida; Oweniidae.